Messenger RNA from Ornithorhynchus anatinus (platypus), 1601 nucleotides. RefSeq names its product dolichyl-diphosphooligosaccharide--protein glycosyltransferase non-catalytic subunit (gene DDOST). The record is from RefSeq and is a predicted model, not a curated record. Lineage: Eukaryota; Metazoa; Chordata; Mammalia; Monotremata; Ornithorhynchidae. Gene Ontology annotation, cellular component: oligosaccharyltransferase complex; endoplasmic reticulum membrane. The transcript has 11 exons. Bases 33 to 1400 code for a protein of 455 amino acids.
CGAGGUGAGGGAGGAGGAGGAGGAGGGGGAAGAUGGCGGCUGUAGGCGCGUCGGACGCCGGCCGGGGCCGCCUCCGCUGCCCCCGCCGCCCGCGCCCGGCUCUGGGCUUCGUCCUUCCGCUGCUGCUGCUGCUGGCGCUGUCGGAGCCCGCGCGGGCCGCCGGCCGGACCCUCGUGCUGCUGGACAACGUUCACCUCAGGGAGACGCACUCCCUCUUCUUCCGGAGCCUCGCCGACCGAGGAUUCGAUAUUUCCUACAGGACCGCCGACGAUCCCGGCUUGUCCCUCAUCAAAUACGGCGAAUUCCUCUACGACAACCUCAUCGUCUUCUCCCCCUCGGUGGAAGAUUUUGGCGGGAAUAUCAACGUGGAGACCAUCAGUGCUUUUAUAGACGGGGGAGGCAGCGUCCUGGUGGCCGCCAGCUCAGACAUCGGUGACCCCCUGCGAGAGCUGGGCAGCGAGUGCGGGAUCGAGUUUGACGAGGAGAAGACCGCCGUCAUCGACCAUCACAACUAUGACGUCUCCGACCCCGGUCAGCACACGCUCGUCGUGGCCGAUUCCGAGAACCUCCUGAAGGCCCCGACCAUCGUGGGGAAAACAUCCCUCAAUCCCAUCCUCUUCCGGGGAGUCGGGAUGGUGGCAGAUCCCGAUAACCCCCUGGUGCUGGAUAUCCUGACGGGCUCUUCGACUUCGUACUCUUUCUUCCCGGAUAAACCCAUCACCCAGUACCCCCACGCCGUGGGAAAGAACACCCUCCUGAUCGCCGGGCUCCAGGCUCGGAAUAACGCCCGGGUCAUCUUCAGCGGCUCCUUGGAUUUCUUCAGCGACGCCUUCUUCAACUCGGCUGUGCAGAAAGCCACCCCCGGCUCCAAGAGGUACUCUCAGACCGGCAACUACGAGCUGGCCGUGGCCCUGUCCCGCUGGGUGUUCAAGGAGGAAGGGGUGCUGCGGGUCGGGGCCGUCACCCACCACCGAGUCGGGGAGAGGACCCCGCCCAAUGCCUACACCGUCACGGACCUGGUGGAAUACAGCAUCGUGAUCGAGAAGCUUUCCGACGGAAAGUGGGUUCCCUUUGACGGAGAUGACAUCCAGCUGGAGUUCGUUCGCAUCGAUCCUUUCGUGAGGACUUUCCUGAAGAAAAAUGGGGGCAAAUACAGUGUCCAGUUCAAGCUCCCUGAUGUCUACGGGGUGUUCCAGUUCAAAGUGGAUUACAACCGGCUGGGCUACACUCAUCUGUACUCCUCUACUCAGGUAUCCGUCCGCCCCCUCCAGCACACCCAGUACGAGCGCUUCAUCCCCUCGGCCUUUCCCUACUACGCCAGUGCCUUCUCCAUGAUGGUGGGGCUCUUCAUCUUCAGCGUCGUCUUCUUGCACAUGAAGGAGAAAGAGAAAUCUGACUGAGAGCCCCACGGCUCUCCAGUGAUUUGGGACAUGGGAGGGGUGGGGGUGUUUUCUAUGACUUUUUUUUUUUUUUUUUUAAGUCCAAGGGACCUCGGGAAGGGAGGGAAUUACCUUGGUGGGAUAUGCUGUGCCUAUUACCUCUGAGGAGGAAUCGGGCCCCCCCCCCCAAUCUUCAUUCCCAGAAUAAAAGAUUGAAAUGUG